Aegilops tauschii subsp. strangulata is the source of this 1212-nucleotide messenger RNA. The record is from RefSeq and is a predicted model, not a curated record. NCBI's taxonomy places the organism in Eukaryota, Viridiplantae, Streptophyta, Magnoliopsida, Poales, Poaceae.
AUGCUGCCCCGCGCCCAGCCAGGUCCGGCGAGCGCCGCGCGUGGUGCCUCCCGCUCCCUUGACUGCCGGCUCCGCCUCUACUCGCGGCUGGGUCGUGCCCGCCGGCUCCGCCGCUUGCCGACUCCGCCCCGACUCGGACGGCUGGCCCCGCCGCUUGCCGCCUCUGCCCACCCCGUGGCUGGCUCGCCACCAACCAUAGCCGCCUCCGCGCCAGCGUCCCGCGACCCGGCCGCGCCCGCCUCCGGCCCCCGCGCGCCGGCUCCUUCCCUCGCCCCCGCGCUGGCUCCACGCGACUCGGCCCCGUCCUGCGUCCCGCUCGUCGCCUCCGUCCUGCUCGACCGGCUCCCGAGCACCGCCACUCCCCCAACCCGGCCACUGCUCCGCCCCUACCUGGCUCCGCCUCGCCCGCCCGACGGCUCCCGCGGGCCGGCUUCGCCUUGCCUUGGCGGCCUUGCCCCGCUAGUCGGCGUCCGCCCCAUCGCUCCUCCCCGCGGCCGGGUGCUCCGCGCCCGCCCGCCGACUACCGGCUGUGCCGCCUCCCGUCGUCCGGCUGCAGCCUCGGUCCGCACUCGGCCGCCCUACCGGCCUCCGCGCCCGGCUCCGGCCGCUUGCCGUCUCCUCCCCGCGCCGGACGGCUGGCUCCGCCGCUUGCCGGCUCCGCCGCCUGCCGUCUUCGCCCACCACCCGGCCGGCCUGGCCGGCCCCGAGCGUCCGGCUCCUCCCCUCCGGGUCCUCCGUGCCGGCGCGCCUGCCCCGCCCCGACCGGCUCCCCCAACCCGACCGCCUCUGCUGCUGGCCUCUCUGCCGCUUGCCGUCUCCGCCCUGAGCCGGACGGCUGGCUCCGCCGCUUGCCGGCUCUGCCGCCUGCCGGCUUCGCCCACCACCCGGCCGGCCUGGCCGGCCGCCGGCUCCCCGCUCGCCUAUUGCUGGGAGUUGGAUGCAGAGGUGGGGAUGGUGCUCCUGGGCUCCUCCAGUAGUGUUCCAGCUGGACCCCGGCAGUCUUCCACUUGGGCUGCAGCUGCGUUAGCCCUGGCGCAUCCUGCUGGCCCUGGUGGCGGUGGUCGACGGGUUGCCUCUGCCGUGCUCUCCAUCGCCGCGUUCCUCGGUACUCCUGCUCCCGCCGGGCUACCUCUCCUGGAGCCCGAGGGGGGCGGGCUGGGCUACUGCACAGGCGCUCCUUUUUCCCUCCUCGCCUUCGACGAUCGUGCCUAG